AUGAAAGCAAUUACUGUAAUUCAAUACUUAGAACCACCAUGUGAGAGUGAUAAGAAUGAGGAUCGUCACUUUGGAGAGAAAGACCCCGAAGCUCAGAAAUUAAGCAAGGGCCCGGUGAGGCUGAAUCUCAAGGAUCCUUGUAAAGCCCCACGGCGGCUGGUGGGCUGGACUCAGCUGAAGAUUCCUGAUGUCUCCCAGUGUCCUGGGGCUGAGGCCCCCUCACCCUCUAUUGUCUGGGAGCCCGUCUGCGGCGAGAGCCUCACCCCCCGGGCCAGCUGCAGCCUCGCGCGCUGCUCUCCCGCUGGCAUACGAAGGGCCGCUCUGCUCUGUCCCCGGUGGGUCCUGCAGCCCCGCCCUGGAAUAAGCCAGCCUCGGAGGGCUCCUCUGCCGCCCCUCUGCCCGGCCCUCAUGGUCCUGCUUCAGCUGCCCCCGCCGGGCCCGUGCGUCUCAGGGUUCAGGCGCCCCCACGGCCCGAGGCCCAGGCUGGCCCCUGUGGGCUCCCCGCAUGCCGCUGUUCACCUCCUGGCUUUGGCUCAUGCCUGUCCUUCUGCUGGGACUCUCGUCAGCUACUCGUCACUGACUUCCUGA
Rangifer tarandus platyrhynchus (Svalbard reindeer) is the source of this 588-nucleotide messenger RNA. Lineage: Eukaryota; Metazoa; Chordata; Mammalia; Artiodactyla; Cervidae. The record is from the annotation of a GenBank genome assembly.